GAUGAUGAUCAGGAAAUGGAAAAUGGACCGGACAAUGACGCGAGUAGGUCAUCAUUCGAUGAUUCAAACAUAGGGUCACCGUUCUGUGAUGUGAACAUCAGGUUACGAGUCAAUGAUGAGAACAACAAAUCACCAGUCUAUGAUUUGAACAUCGUCUCACCAGUCUAUGAUGUGAACAACAGCUCACCAGUCUAUGAUUCGAACAUCAGGUCACUAGUCUAUGUUGCGAACAACACGUCAUCAAAUAAUGAUGCGAACAACAGGUCACAUAGACGUUUAAUAAAUAUUGGAGGUAGAAUUCGCAGUCUAUCUAAAGUACAGUCAUGCAGCACACUAAGUGUCAGCAAGUGUACACCCGAUUUGGCAGAUAUUGUGUUCGACAGAAAAGAACUUGCUUCUAGUACCUUAACAGAAAAAUCAUGCAAUGCGAAACGUAAUAGGAACUGUGUUCAAUUACCUAAACUCGACGAAAAAUGUGUCGAUGCGAUGUUCAAAAUCACAACGUCAAAAUUCGGAUCAACUGCUAAAGAUGUAAAGAAGCUGUUCAGAAUUGCUUUAAGAGAAAAAAUUAGCAACGCGAGGGAGAGAAAGAGACACCCCUUGCAAGUUGCUCAAAACGAACUAUAAAACAAAAAUUAAUUAUGU
This is a messenger RNA of Leptopilina heterotoma, 645 nucleotides long. RefSeq lists its product as uncharacterized. The record is from RefSeq and is a predicted model, not a curated record. Gene Ontology annotation, molecular function: DNA binding. The transcript is spliced from 2 exons. Lineage: Eukaryota; Metazoa; Arthropoda; Insecta; Hymenoptera; Figitidae. The coding region runs from base 16 to 627 and encodes 203 amino acids.